AUUUCGCACGUUGUAAAUUGUAGAUACACGUCACGUGAUUCGGCACGUGACUUGUCACGUGACUCGCGUAUAUGCCUCAUAUUACUACAGUAUAUGCGAAUAAAGUUAGCCAUCAGUCGGAGGUUACAGUCGAUCAAUUGAGUCCGUUGCUUUUGAUUAUCGAUCAUUUAUGUAUCUAGGCAUGCCGUCGCGAGACAUACAUACGUACGUACGUGUCUCGCACGCGUGUGCGUUGAACGAGGGUGCAAUUGACAUUGUUAUAACUUUGAUUAUUUCGAAUCGUUACCACUUCACAGAGACAGAGAGGAGUGUAUAAGUACGCAUGACGCGUGGCAUCAUUCUGAGGAUGAUGGGAAACCCGCGGGGACGGUGGAGAGAACGGCACGACUGGAACGACAUCUCCCUGGCUCGAGACGGUGCUCGAUCGUCGCACGCAUCUCGAUCGAGUCCCGCUCCUCCUGUUGCUCCUGGUGAUUCGUCGACGAUGCGCUCGUCGAACAUCGAGAUCCUCCUGGGAUCGAGGCGGCUCGAGAACGUCGCGAGGUUGUCGACGAACGACGACGACGAUGACGAACACGGACAGGCUGAUUAUCCGACGGCGGUCUUCUUAUCGACAUUGGCCUCUCGAUCGUGUCCUGUCAGGUGA
This is a messenger RNA of Frieseomelitta varia, 646 nucleotides long. RefSeq lists its product as uncharacterized. Bases 323 to 646 code for a protein of 107 amino acids. NCBI's taxonomy places the organism in Eukaryota, Metazoa, Arthropoda, Insecta, Hymenoptera, Apidae. The transcript is spliced from 2 exons. The record is from RefSeq and is a predicted model, not a curated record.